This is a messenger RNA of Hyaena hyaena (striped hyena), 447 nucleotides long. RefSeq names its product cytochrome b-c1 complex subunit 9. The coding region runs from base 39 to 230 and encodes 63 amino acids. The record is from RefSeq and is a predicted model, not a curated record. The transcript has 2 exons. Gene Ontology annotation, biological process: mitochondrial electron transport, ubiquinol to cytochrome c. NCBI's taxonomy places the organism in Eukaryota, Metazoa, Chordata, Mammalia, Carnivora, Hyaenidae.
CGGCCGCGGCGCAGGCGUGGUCUCAACAGUGGAGAAAGAUGGCGGCCCCGGCGUUUACUGCGAGGUUGUAUUCUCUACUGUUCCGCAGGACCUCCACCUUCGCCCUCACCAUCGCCGUGGGCGCCUUGUUCUUCGAGCGCGCCUUCGACCAAGGCGCGGACGCGAUCUACGAACACAUCAACGAGGGGAAGCUGUGGAAACACAUCAAGCACAAGUAUGAGAAUAAGUAGUUCCUCGGAGACCUCUACCCAAGUCAGAAAGACAAGGUCCAUCCACCAGCUGUUUGCCCAGAACCAGGGCCUCAGCCUGAAGAUGAUGCUCACAUUACUCGUCACCGACCACCUUUAGCUGUUGGCAAGAGAUGGCUUCACCUGACAGACUCUUAACUUCUGUGUCUGAAGUACGUUUAAUCAGUCAUCAGCAAAUAAAUGUAAAUUGUCCUUGAGA